AUGGGCAGCGCCGGCCGGGCAAUCCUCACCAAUGCGCAUGCGUGGCUCUCCGGCACCGGUCCGUAUUCCAGCGUGGUGAAGAUCUCGCAGGCGCGGGAUCCUGCGCGCGUCGCAGCCAUCACGCUCCCAGGCCGCUUUCCACGGACUACGGGACUCUCUCCCCAAGGGUACCUCGAGGUCUGAAGGGCGGCACCGCCCCCUCCAGCCCAAAGGGCGAGGGCCAUGGCCGACUUGAAGCUGCUGGUACCGGAGCUAAACGAGGCAGAGACGAUGAGCGCUGAGACGGCGCGUUUCGAGGAGCUGCUGCUGCAGGCCUCCAAGGAGCUCCAGCAAGCCCAGACAAGCAGACCAGAAUCUACACAGAUACAGCCUCAACCUGGUUUCUGCAUAAAGACCAACUCAUCUGAAGGGAAGGUUUUCAUCAACAUUUGUCACUCUCCCUCCAUCCCUCCUCCCGCUGACUUGACCGAGGAUGAGCUGCUUCAAAUGCUGGAGGAGGACCAAGCCGGGUUUCGCAUCCCCAUGAGUCUGGGAGAGCCGCAUGCCGAACUGGAUGCAAAAGGCCAGGGUUGUACCGCCUACGACGUAGCUGUCAACAGCGACUUCUACCGGAGGAUGCAGAACAGCGAUUUCUUGCGGGAGCUCGUGAUCACCAUUGCCAGGGAGGGCCUUGAGGACAAAUACAGCCUGCCACUAAAUCCAGAGUGGCGUAUAUUGAAGAACAGACCUUUCCUGGGCUCUAUCUCCCAGCAGAAUAUCCGCCCCCAGCAGCGUCCUCGGAUCCAGGAGCUGGGGAACCUGUACAUGCCCGACUCCCCGAGACCUGAGAAAGGCCCUGAGGAGCCUCACCUGAACCUUUGGCUGGAGGCCCCUGACCUCCUCUUGGCCGAAAUUGACCUCCCCAAACUGGAAGGCGCUCUGGGACUGUCGCUGGAGAUCGGGGAGAAUCGCCUGGUGAUGGGGGGCCCCCAGCAGCUGUACCAUCUGGAUGCCUACAUUCCCCUGCGAAUCAACUGUGAUGAGAGCAAGGCAGCCUUCCAUCAGAAGAGAAAGCAAUUGAUGGUGGCGAUGCCCCUUCUGUCGGUGCCUUCUUGACUGGGUGUCUCCCUGUGCUUCUACAUGGAGGGAAGAGGAUGGUGGCUUCCCUAAAAUUGAAAUAAAAGAUUUUUGCCUUUG
This is a messenger RNA of Balaenoptera musculus (blue whale), 1176 nucleotides long. RefSeq names its product PIH1 domain containing 1 (gene PIH1D1). The transcript has 10 exons. The record is from RefSeq and is a predicted model, not a curated record. The coding region runs from base 223 to 1095 and encodes 290 amino acids. Gene Ontology annotation, cellular component: cytoplasm; R2TP complex; ribonucleoprotein complex. Gene Ontology annotation, biological process: box C/D snoRNP assembly; rRNA processing. NCBI's taxonomy places the organism in Eukaryota, Metazoa, Chordata, Mammalia, Artiodactyla, Balaenopteridae.